CACGCCCCUUUGACGGAGUCGGGCCACCCUCGCCAAACGGGAGCGGGAUCCGCAGCUGCGUGUGCGCCCCGAGCCGCUGCCCCGGCCCCGGCCCGCGAGCGGCAUGGACCUGGCCGCGCUGCUGCCCUGGUGGUGCUGCCUCUGCGGGGGCGCGCUGGGCACCGGCUUCCUCUACCCCUUCCCCGCCUCCGCGCUGCCGCACGGCUACCCCGAGCAGAGCCCCGGCUCCCCGGGCAGCGGCUUCGCCUCCCGCCGGCAUUGGUGUCACUACACUGUUACACGGACUGUUUCCUGUCAAGUGCAGAAUGGGUCAGAAACUGUGAUCCAGAGAGUUUAUCAGAGCUGCCGGUGGCCAGGACCUUGUGCCAACUUAGUGAGUUACAGGACCCUUAUCAGGCCCACAUACAAAAUGUCCUACCGAACUGUGACUGCCCUGGAGUGGAGAUGCUGUCCUGGGUUCACAGGGAGUAACUGCGAAGAGGAAUGUAUGAACUGCACAAGACUUGCUGACAUGACUGAAAGACUAAACACUCUGGAAGCCAAGAUUCUUCUGCUUGAGGCUGCAGAGAGAACCCCAGCUCUGGAGAAUGACCUGCCAAUCCCUAGGCCAACAGGCAGAUGGUAUGAUGGUUUGCUACCAGAUGCCAUUCCCCUGCUAAACCCUGGGACUGUGUUAAGGAAGACAGUGGGAUCAGCUGAACCCAGAGGAGACCAAGGUGUUGAGGAGCAGCUGAUACCACAGGGGGCACCUGGACAGAUUGGGCCUCCAGGUCCAAUUGGACCAGCUGGGCUUCCAGGACCACCAGGACCAAAGGGAGAAAGGGGACUGCCUGGUGAGAAGGGGCCCGCAGGACCACCAGGGCUCCUGGGGCCUCAAGGGCCUAGAGGACUUCCUGGAGAAAUAGGUAUUCCAGGGCCACCAGGACCACCGGGGCCACCUGUCACCCCAGGCCUUCCCCUCACCUUUCAGCAAGGGGUUCUCUACUCACUGCAGCCCACAGCUGAAAAAGAAAAUGGAGAACCCCAGCUGGCUUCCACCAUCAUAGACACCAUUAUGGCUGGCUUGCCAGGGCCACGUGGAGCUCCAGGUCCUGUGGGGCCACCAGGACCCCCAGGAGCAUCGGGACCCAAAGGGCCACCAGGACCUAUUGGAGUGCCAGGGGCACAAGGGGUGCCAGGCCCUCCUGGACAGCCUGGGCCUAAAGGUUCCAAAGGAGACAGAGGAGAGAGAGGACAAGCAGGUCUGACUGGAGAGAGGGGCAUUAAGGGAUUUCCUGGCGAACCAGGAAAGAAAGGUGAAGAAGGAGACAAAGGAGCUGAUGGAGAAGGAGUUCAACAACUUCGAGAAGCCCUGAAGAUUUUAGCUGAAAGGGUGUUAAUUCUAGAGCACAUGAUAGGAAUUCAUGACUCUCUAUCUUCCGUUGAACCAGGCUCUGGACAGGAUGUGAUGUCAGGCUCCCCUCUACGAGCAAGCAUCAAGAUCAAACGUGGUGGACCCCAGCAGCGGCACCAGCCCUACCAAGUCCUCUCUUCACUGCUGGAUGACAGUGAAGCCAAAAGGAAAAGCAACAGAAUGAAAUAAAUGUGUGUUAGUAAUUUUUACAGCCCAUUUGCCCAUUAAAGAUACAGUAUCCUCAUGCUUAACUGCAACAUGCAGAAUGAAGUGGUUAGGAAGCUGCAGAGCUGGCAGUAGCAUUUCCUUGACUGGAUAUUGCUAAGCCAUUACUGCAAGGGCAUGUCUUCUGUCUCGCUCAAAGUGUCACAUGAAGAAUAAUUAUGUUUUUGCAUCUGAAAUACCAGAUGCCACAUGUUCCUAGAAACUAUCCCAGGAAGUGGAUAUCCCCAGGUUUGUUCAAAAAGGCACAGAUCCUCCUCUUUUGCCUUCCUUCUCACAUGUUAUUUGGUUAAAAUGCUGCUUAGACCUCAUUCACUCCUACCCUAGCUCAAAGCAAAGCCCUAUGCACUAUGAUAUAAUAGUUUUUGGCAUGUGGUCAUUUUGAACCAUGGUUGUUUUCUUGCUGAUUUCCAGCUGAGGGUACCACAUUCAGUAGCUCUGCUAAAGCAUUGUUACCUAUCUUGCAAGGAUUUCUUUUUUUAAAGAGUAGAACAAAAAAUUAAUAAUGAAUCACUUGACAAAUUUUUCACUGUUUCUGUUUGUGAAACAUCAUAACAGAUUGUGGCUUUUCUCAAAUGUACAUAUUUGUUGUUCAAAGUCUUCCACAAAUUAUUCUACUUUAUUCUUAGCCUUUGAUUGAAAUUCAAAAUCUAGGAUUUGAGCUGUGUUGAGUUGUGACUGUUUUAUGAUUGGAAGAGCGUACGUACUCUUACCACGUUUCUGGUGUGACUAAUUAUGGAAUACUACAUUUAUUUUCUCUGCAUAUUUAGGCAUGCGGUCAAAAUUCUUUUUGUAAACAUUUGUAGCAGUAAGGCCAUCGAACAGAAGUUUUCAUACCUAGUUUGUGUUUGCAUCACUCAAACGGCCAAAAAAAAUUCAUUCAAUGCUAGAAACAAAUAUUCACAGAAAAUGUUUUGCCCCAUUUAAUACCAUAAAGAGGAAUUCACAGAAGUUUAGGGCUGGAAGGGACCUUGUCAGAUCUUGGGGUCCAGCCCCCCUGCUCUAGGAAUUGUUUGGAUACAAUUUUAUUUAGCAUUUAUCAUAAGUGCAUUUAUCCAUUGAUUGUCACCUAGCAUCAUAUAAGGCAGUGGUUCUCAACUGAUGUGAACUGAGUAGCACCCAAUUUCAAAAACAAUGUAUAUAUGAUUGUGCUUCCCUCCUUACACAGGGACUGGGCAGUAGGAUGGUUCAGACGGGGCAAGCCCAUCUCCUCACGUCGCACUCACCCUUCCAAGAAUCUGGCUGGACGCCAGUUGAGAAUCACUGGUUAUAUGAAUUAGACUCUUGCCAAUGGUUUAUCUUGUAAUUGUGCAGUGGAAAGCUGUCAUACCACCUUUUUCAAAAGUACUUAGUAGGGAAAUCCAGUUUGAUUGGAAAUGUUUUGUCUUCUCUCAGGUGAUGAAUAUGUUGCAUCUGCUGUCUAAACACAUAAGUCAGGUCAGUGUCAUUCACGUAGAUAACAAUAGAUUUGUUUUUUAAACAGUGUUCAGUCACCAGUCCAGGGCAAUAGCAAAUAUAGUCCUUUGAUUAAUGGUUUCUGUCGGCAAAGUCAUUCAUUCCCUAAUACAAUAUAUAUCCAUGUGAUAAGAACCGCCUUUAACAUUACAAUCAGUUGCUGCCUUUGUUGACACCCUCACCAGAGAGGCCAACUACUCAACAGACAGUGCAGACUUAAGUACACUCUUCCGACAAACGAUGGUGCCUCCAAGGUCAGAAUAGAGGCAUGCAGAGCAUUAGAAAUUCGGGCUGUCACUGGACGUAUUUCUCGGAUAAAAUAAGGUGCUCAGUCUUUAGUGCCUUCAGUUUGACAUUACUGGGGCACUACAUUAACUUUGUGUGGAUGUUUAUGUUGUAUUUCUUUGUAACGCGAUCUCGAAACAUCCAGAUCAGGUUUAUGAACACCACUGAAUUGCUAGAAACAAAAGGUGAGAUCUCAACCUGGAGUAAUUAGAAUUAUAGCGGAGGUUCAUUUGGCCUUAUUAAAACAGGUGCAGUUGGAAGUCAGUAGCAUUUAUUUAUAAUAAACUAGUAUUGUCAUGAACUGAGAAGGUGCUCCUUGAAGAGAAAUUGCUGAGUGCUGUACAAUUAAGCGGUGGAGAUGGACAAGAAUUAAGUAGUACUGAAGGCUGUAAUCCAAUGUGCUUCCUUAACCCAAGGAAGCACUGAUUAGUAAUUGUGAAUAAUACCUGGGGUUCGUUUAAUAGUCAAGAUGUGUAGUUGGAUCCUCACUCAAGGUUUUUGUUGCACAAGCCAAGUGCAGCAAAUUUCUGAGGAUGGAAAAUAAAAUAUGCUCAUGUGCCAUCUUUUAUUCCCUCUUUCCAUGCAAAACCUUGAGAGCUUAACACUGUUUUAAACCUGAAUGCAUCAUUUUUCCAAAAGGAAAUAUUUCACAGUCUUUAGUACAUCUUUUCAUACUGCAUUCUGGACAAGUUCUCUUCUUGUGAUGUCUGCAGGAGCCCAAACCAGGGAGCAAAAAACCCAGUCUAGAGAGAGUGAAACUCUUUGGCCUUGCCUAUUAAGUCAUUGACACAGGAAAGGUCAUACCCUACUUAAUUCUUCCAGGACAGUAAAAUCGUUCUCAAAAUAGAUCUCAUUUGCAAGUCCCAAGGUGACUCCAACAAGUGUGCGUGCAAAAUACUCGCUGAGAUCAAAAUCUUGUAGAAAAAAAAUGGCAGCCAGCUCUCAUUUGAAAUAUAAAAUACUAGUAAAAACAGCUUAUCUGGCUCCAGAUGGCAGACAAACAAGUCCAGUAAACCAGCUAUAACAUUAUCCACAAUUCACUGUCUUGGGUGGCAUGAAAUUAUUUAAAGGGAAUGUAUAGCAUGAAGUCUUGUUGAUGGGCAGCUACUUUUAGCACCCCAAUUCCAUAUUUGCAUUAAACAUUUUUCUUGGAUCAGUAUCUCUUCCCCCUUACAAACAAAAUGUUCACUCUAUUUUUAGAGGUCGAGCAGUGGUUAAACAUUUACAAGGGUAUCUUGUUGCAUCUUUUAUUGAGCAGAGAAUCUUAGUCCUGAUGGUCCUUUAUGCCUGGCACUGAGCAUUGGAAAAUUGGGUCCUGAAAGACCAUUUUGAUCAAAACAUUUAUGAUGAUCCUGCUGGUGUGAGCCGCAGUUCAUCUUAUAAAGAAAGAGUUUUCCCAAUAAAGAACUUCAGAGGCAAAAUAAAAACUACUGCCUGAUCUUUAAAAACGGAAAUAUCAAAAUUCUGUUCCAAUGAUCACGCAGCUUUUGGAUUUAAUUUAGGGAAGGUAGAGAAAUGCAAUGAGGUGGAUUAUUAGCAUUCUCUGGGAUUCUAGAGUCUCUCAAGUGAAUUGAAAGGGAUAAUUUUCUUUCUACAAAUUAGUCUUCAUGAAGUAAAAAAAAAAUAGUGUAUUAGGUUGAUGAGUGGUCUCUCUAGUUUAUUUGCAUUUGACUAGGAUUUUGGAUUUUAAUUAAAACAAAUUAGUGGCAAGACAAAAGAAAAUUUAAUUGAAAUUGUUUGCAGUUAAUCCUACCAGAUUGAUUGUCAAAAGGCUGUUUCAGGUUCAAAUUGCAACAUCAUUUUAAUUACCAAACUUGUGCAAUUUCUAUAAAAAAAGCCAUGUAAUUUUCUGCUCCCAACACUUCUUGUUUUAGUUAGAUACCGAUAGCUAUCAGCGUGGUACUGUAUCUUUAAUCUGGGAAGCAAUCAGCUCAUAUUUUGUGAGCGUUGUUUUUGUACUGGGGUUUAAUUCCUUUUUAACUGGUCAAUAAUUAUACAAUAUUGUUGUGCAGUCUCAGUUUAAAUAAGUGUUAUAAAGGUGAACAUAACCUGAUGUUUUAAUGAAUGAUAUUCAUGAUUAAACAAACCACUCCGAUCCCAUUUUGUUAUCUUAGGCAGGAUACUAAGAUUCAUUUUAGCUUGGGCAUAUGCAUUUUGCCAUCUCUUCAUAACUUAUGGGGAUGGAAUUUAUUUCAGAUGCGUGCUCAUUUAGAAGUGUAUUUUAAUUGAAAUGUUAGUGCUUUAUCUUAUGUGCAUACUGUGCAAUACCAUAGUGUGUUCUUUUCCUUUGUUAAGACUUCUUUGGAACUUACUUAACGUAUUUCUUUGAACUCCAAUGCUUUUCAGCUUGGAUUGAUUCUGGUGAUAGAAAAGCAUUUCCGUUGCCUUGAGCUAACCAGAAGCAGUGGCUGCAUAUUGCCCAUUUGCACCCUGAUUUUCACCAGCCAGCUGUACCUUCUUAGGAAACAGAGAAUGCUUCAGUCCAGAGCAUCCAAAAGGCACUUAUUGUGAAGACUUGACACAAAUGCAGGAAAAUUACAAUUAGCUAGAAAGAAGGGCCAUUUCUGCCCCUUUGCAGAUAAAAUGCAAGAGCAAUUUACCAUUGACCUUAAUGGGAGCAGGAGCAGGCCUUGAAGUCAGGCCCAGAUCCUUAGACGAUAAAAAUCAGCAAAACUCCAGUGAGGUCACUAGAUUUAUGACAAUUUGCACAAGUGAAAGACCUGGAUCAGAGACUCAUUCCCACUCUUUAGAAUUAAUUAGGUUACUGUAGAAACUUACCUGCUACCGUGGCUGCAGAAAGACAAACAAUCAGCUCUGGAAUUAUUUCUCAAUGCACAAAGGUUCUUCUUGACUUAUUGGAAAUUCCUCCUUUCCACAGUUAUAAUCUCACUAUUAUUUAAAGUGACAUUUCAUUCUGCUGUCUUAAUAGUUUGGGUGGGUGGGGUCAAACACCUUAUGGUUUAUGCUAUUGCUACCCAAGCAAAUCAGGAAGGUGCUAUACAUGUACACACAUUCGAAGCCAUAGAAAAAAUAGCUACCUUUUUUCCCCUCUAGUUAUUUUACACAGUAUUUUUUAUUUAUAUCUGUGUGUUUUGUAUGUGUGCAAGUGGUCCUGGCUUUUCUCAUUGUAAUAAGCUCUAAAAUCUUUGUUUUUUUAGAGGGCAGCAUUACACAAUAUCUUGUGAUCAUGUAUAAUUGUUAAGAAAGCAAUAGUAAAUCUCUUCCGACCUGAUGAACUCAUUUAUGGCAGGCAUUAAGGUUUAUCAUCAAACCUCACUAAUGGAGGGAAAAAAAAACCAACCUGUUCACCCCACAGCUUGCAUGGUACUUCUCUGUUUUCAUAAUUGCUAUGUUAUUGUUCAUGGUAUCUAGUUCUCUCUUUGCUAUGGGUUUUGUUACUGUAUAUGGAAUGUUUUGUAUUCAGCAUUUUUUUUACAGAGCCAAGUGGGAGCAAUAUUCAAGAGCCCACAAAUACCAAAGACCUUUCAUGUAAUGCACUGAGAAAUAAAGACAUACUGUAAGUAAA
Molecule: messenger RNA, 6881 nt
Organism: Alligator mississippiensis (American alligator)
Lineage: Eukaryota; Metazoa; Chordata; Crocodylia; Alligatoridae
Gene: COL26A1
Product: collagen type XXVI alpha 1 chain
Exons: 15
Coding region: 104-1582 (492 amino acids)
Molecular function (GO): protein binding
Source: RefSeq, a predicted model, not a curated record